AUGGGUACUACUCUAAAUGUUGAUCAACAAAUUCAUUUGAUUAAGCCUUUUACUAGUUUUGAUGUCAAGAAAGCUCUGUUUAGUAUUCUUGAUUUAAAAAGUACAUGCCCUGAUGGUUUUGGCUCAAAAAUUUUCAAGGCUUUUUGGGCUGAUAUUGUACUUUUGUACAAAUGCAUCUCCAAGAUGAUGUGCAGCAGAAUGGCUAAUGUGUUACCUUCUCUCGUAAACAGGUAUCAAGGUGUCUUUAUCAAGAAUAGGUCAAUUACCCACAAUAUGCUCAUUCUUCAAGACCUACUUCAUGGAUUCAUCAAUUGGAUCAUGACACGCUUAAGGGGUUCUACCUACUCCUUAGUUCUUAAUGGUCGUGUGCAUAGGAGAUUUCAGGGGAAAAGUGGGUUAAGGCAAAGAGAUCCCCUCUCUCCUUUACCUUUUGUGUUAGUAAUGGAAUAUCUUACUCGAUUAUUACUCUUUGAUGCUCGUGGUUUAGAUUUCAAGUAUCAUCCUAUGUGCAAAUCCUUAAAGAUAGUCAGUCCUUGCAUUGCUGAUGAUUUGAUCUUGUUUUGUAAGGGGACGGUUAAGUCAAUUCAGAGGAGAAAGAUUAAGUCACUCUUGGCUCAACAGAAGCUGUUGAGAGUGCUUAAUGACCCUAUAGAAUGGCCAGAAGGGACUACUAAGAUUCAACAAGAAGAAUACUUGGAAACAACAACUGGUAUCAUGAUAUUCAACUUAUCAGAUGCCAUUAUCAGACUGAUAGACAAGGAAAAAACCCCUGCCCAGAUUUGGAAGAAACUGGAAGAAUAG
This is a messenger RNA of Cannabis sativa, 801 nucleotides long. RefSeq lists its product as uncharacterized. The coding region runs from base 1 to 801 and encodes 266 amino acids. Lineage: Eukaryota; Viridiplantae; Streptophyta; Magnoliopsida; Rosales; Cannabaceae. The transcript has 4 exons. The record is from RefSeq and is a predicted model, not a curated record.